AUGAGUGACCACGACGAUGCGGAUCUCGCCGGUGAGUGCCAGCGCACCAUGCGACUCCUGGAGAUGCAGCGUCGCACGCAUUAUGACCUCGUGCAGGAGAAUGGCCAGCGACGGUUGACGGCACCAGAAGUAGCGCGAGGUGAUCGGCAACGUGGUAAGGGUGCGGAGGUGUUCCUGGGUCGUCUGCCGCGCGAUUGUUACGAGGACGAGCUGAUGCCGUUGCUGGAGCAGGUGGGCCGGCUUCUGGAGUUGCGAUUGAUGCUCGAUUUUUCCGGGUCCACGCGCGGCUACGCAUUUGCGUUGUUCGAGGAUUCGCGGGUUGCCCGGAUAGCGUGCGAGCGUCUCGACGGUUACGAGAUUCGGCCGGGUCAUCGCAUCGGCGUGGUCAAGUCCAUGGACAACUGUCGACUCUUCUUCGGCGGCGUGCCCAAGACUAAGACCAAGCCUGAAUUCAUGGAAGAGUUGACCAAGAUACUGGACGGCAUCACGGACAUCUAUGUUUACCCGAGUGCUCAAGAUCGCAACCUAAAUCGUGGUUUCAUCUUCGUCGAAUUUAAAGAUCAUCGGGCAGCCGCGAUGGCUAGGCGCAAGCUUAUACCCGGUAAAGUGAUGUUGUGGGAUCAUGAGAUCGCGGUGGAUUGGGCGGAUCCGGAGCCGGGCGAUCCGAUUGACGAAGAUAUCAUGGAAACGGUAACAGCUCUGUUCGUAAGGAACCUCGCCCUUGAUAUGUCACAACAGAAGGUGAGAGAGAUUCUCUACAGGUACACGAACGUGCCCAUAUUGAAGCUAAAGAAGAUCAAUCACUUCGCUUUCGUUCACUAUGAGAAUCGCGAAGCCGCAAAGACUGUAAUGAACAUAAUGGAAAGACCGGAUAGCAUCGUUGAAAAGCAGGGUUGGGAAAUCCGUUGGGCGAAACCUAUUGGAGCGUCCAAGAUCCUGGAAAGAGCACGAUAUAUUCGUGAAGCGGUAACCAACUCGAGAGUCCAAAAAACCGAAAAGCCGCAUUCAAAAGAACGAAAGAAGCGCUCCAGCAAAACGCUCACGAAAACGCACGAAGAUAAGAGCGUAUACCUGGCACAGAUGAAGACCUUGCAAAACUUCGUCAAGGAGAAAUUCGAUGCUACGUGCACUUUUGAUUGCAUACAAAUACUGGAUGCAUCCGGAUAUAUUGGCAGAGUAAACGUUUUAAUAAAUUUAACUUCUUAUCUUUUCUUCAUUCAUUUAUGCUUAAUGAUUUACUGCUUUCUUUUGUGUCACUAUGUUUUAGAUAAUUGUUCGUAAAGAUGAAUUUAUAAUGUGCGAAUUUCAAGGGGAGCCAGUGGCAUCGAAACAUAAAGCCAUGAGCGAGGCAUCUA
Messenger RNA from Acromyrmex echinatior (Panamanian leafcutter ant), 1355 nucleotides. RefSeq names its product APOBEC1 complementation factor. Gene Ontology annotation, molecular function: RNA binding. The record is from RefSeq and is a predicted model, not a curated record. Lineage: Eukaryota; Metazoa; Arthropoda; Insecta; Hymenoptera; Formicidae.